AUGGCGGCGGCAAUAACGGUGGCGAGGCAGUGAGGGAGCCUCAGCGCUCGGCGGCCGGCCGCAGGAAGUGGGUGUGGCUUCCUCUUUCCAGAUCAGCCGUUUGAGAUGCCGAUGAAGGCCACAUAUCUGACAACUUCAGAUUGGUAAAUCUGAGCCAGUUCCAGGGUGACAACUUGUAACAGGCAGUAUAAUGCGGAAGCCAAGUCCUCAGAAAGAUCCUGGGUAAGGUGCCAGAUACAGAGGGCUGCACAGUAGCGUGUGGGGAAACAUUGACAGACUGGAUGCAGCAAACUGGUAUGCUGUUUUCAUCAGCUUGCAUCCUGACACAUCAGGAGGAUUGUCAGUGGACUGUUUGGACCAUGUCUGCAAUAGACUGGAAAGAUGGCAAAAAGCACAAGUAUGGGCGCCUGUCAGAACCUCCUUCUCAGUACCAAGGUCACUUUGCCUGGGAUAAAUACUUGAAAGAGACAUGUUCCAUCCCAGCUCCUGCCCAUUGCUUCAAGCAGUCAUACACCCCACCAACCAAUGAAUUCAAGAUCAGCAUGAAGUUAGAAGCCCAGGACCCCAGAAACACCACCUCCACUUGCAUUGCUACUGUGGUGGGUCUGACAGGUGCCCGUCUCCGAUUGCGCCUGGAUGGCAGUGAUAAUAAGAAUGACUUUUGGCGUCUGGUGGAUUCUGCAGAAAUUCAGCCCAUCGGCAAUUGUGAAAAGAAUGGAGGGAUGCUACAGCCUCCUUUGGGGUUUCGGCUGAAUGCUUCCUCUUGGCCCAUGUUUCUCCUGAAGACACUGAAUGGAGCAGAAAUGGCUCCUGUUCGGAUUUUUCAUAAGGAGCCACCAUCUCCAUCCCAGAACUUCUUUAAGAUGGGGAUGAAACUGGAGGCAGUAGACAGGAAAAACCCACACUUCAUCUGCCCAGCCACCAUUGGUGAGGUGCGGGGUUCUGAGGUCCUCAUCACUUUUGAUGGCUGGAGGGGAGCUUUUGAUUACUGGUGCCGUUAUGAUUCUCGUGACAUCUUUCCUGUUGGCUGGUGUUCACUGACUGGCGACAACUUGCAGCCCCCUGGAACAAAAGUGGUGAUUCCAAAGAGCCCAUUCCCUGUCUCUGAUGUGAUCUCUGAAAAGAGCAGCAUGCACAGUGGCACAAAGUCGAUUCUGGAACAUCAGCCCGGACAAAGGGGGCGCAAACCUGGUCGUAAGCGAGGCCGGACACCCAAGGCUCUAACCAGCCACCCCCUCCCCACCCCCUCCAAAGCAGUAGAGCCUCUGAAGUUCCCCAAAAAGAGGGGACCAAAGCCUGGCAGUAAGAGGAAGCCCCGGACGUUAUUAAACCCAGCACCCACCUCCCCUACAACCAGCACUCCUGAACCUGACACUAGUACAGUACCGCAAGAUGCAGCUACUAUCCCUAGCUCUGCUAUGCAGGCCCCUACAGUGUGUAUCUACUUGAAUAAGAAUGGUGGCACCGGGCCUCACCUGGACAAAAAAAAAGUCCAGCAACUACCCGACCAUUUUGGGCCAGCUCGAGCAUCCGUAGUCCUGCAGCAAGCAGUCCAGGCUUGCAUCGACUGUGCUUACCACCAGAAAACUGUCUUCUCAUUCCUAAAGCAAGGCCAUGGAGGCGAGGUCAUUUCAGCUGUGUUCGACCAUGAGCAGCAUACUCUGAACUUGCCAGCCGUCAACAGCAUCACCUAUGUCCUCCGCUUCCUUGAGAAACUCUGCCACAACCUGCGCAGCGACAACCUUUUUGGGAACCAGCCAUUCACGCAGCACCAUAUGCAGCACUCCCGCGAGUACGACCACGACAGGUACCUACCAGACAGGAACAUGUCGUUAGACGGCUCUCUACAGGGACCAGGCCGGGGUACAAAGAGAUAUUCCCAAGAUUCCCUUUCUUACAGUGCUCCUCUCUGCCCCAAGUUACCAAAGAAUGACCGUCACCCUUUGGAAGGUGAAACUUUCGUUUUGAGCGACGGCCUGCCAGGCCCCUUGGAGCCUCGUCUGGACCCUCUGGACUCUGCCUUGAAUGCUGUCAACACAUCCAGUCCCAGCAGGAACUCAAGAGACUACCGACUUCAGGGAUACAGGCACCUUCACCAGCCCUCCAGCCUCACUCAGUGCAGUACCUCUGCCUUGCAUAGACUUAGCGCUGGGGGCUCUGACAGAUACCACGGUCCUCGAGACAUCUCACGGUUGGGCACCCGGGACCCCUCUGCCUGGACAGUGGAAAACGUCAUGCAGUUCGUGAGAGAAGCUGACCCCCAACUGGGACCCCAUGCAGACCUCUUCCGAAAACAUGAGAUUGACGGCAAGGCCUUGCUGUUGUUGCGCAGCGAUAUGAUGAUGAAGUACAUGGGCUUGAAGCUGGGGCCGGCGCUGAAGCUCACCUACCACAUUGACAAGUUAAAACAGGGCAAGUUCUGAAAAAGAUCCUUUCUGGCGCAGUUUUGGCUGAAGUGGUGCCCUCAACUCCCUGCGCAUGCCCGUAAGGCACGCCUACAUUCCUCACCCACCGCAUCACAGAGCUACGAGGACACCUUCUUUGCCAGCAAAGAGAAGGUGGUGUGCUGGAGAAAGGCCCUGGGCACUCCCGAACAGUCAAAUGAGACUUCCGUAGAGACUUGUUGGCACAAAGGGAUGGGAUGUUCCCUCUGCUUUCCGCUGGUGGAGUUUGGGAGCGCAGCCCACCCUACAGGGAAGGUGAUGCUUCUCCUUGUGUGUAUGGAGCUCCGGCUGUUCAGUCCUUUUCCAGAUGCGCCACAUUCUUCUGCUGCCCUCCUUGAGAACCUUCUUCGUGCAAGGACUCAACCUUGGCAAUGCCAAGAGGUGUUCCCUUUUCUGUGCCAUACAGAACAGACUGCAAGGAGCCAGCUCUGGCAUAAGACAAGCAGUUGCUGCUAACCAGAUUGUUCACUCCCUUGGGUACCAGGGUGGGGAGGAUACGGCAGAGGGGACACCACCCUGCUGGCCCUGCUGUCUGAGUAUGGAUCUCUCUCUCUUCACUUGGUGCUGUUAUGGCCUCUUCCUCCAGGGAGGUCUCAAGCAAGCGGUUUUCCUGUUUUGCGGGCCUGAGGGCAGAAAGCUCUAAUAUUUAUUUCAAACAGGGAGGGGAGGAUACUUGUGAUGAGCGCAGCAGUGAAUCUGCGUUGCUAUCGCCUUCGCCCACCUUUGCAGCUCUCCAAGUGGGCUGGUUGGAGCGGGGAGGGAGGAAAGCCUAAGUUCCCUUACCCAAGUGUCACAGGACACGCAGCUGAACAGUCCAGUCUUUCCUUUUCCUAAGCGUCUGAAAUGUUUUUUCUACUUGCUAUUGAAAUGGCGACUGUUUUAACUUUUUUUCUGGGAAAUUAAAUGUUUCUUAUUCCACAA
Molecule: messenger RNA, 3365 nt
Organism: Elgaria multicarinata webbii
Lineage: Eukaryota; Metazoa; Chordata; Lepidosauria; Squamata; Anguidae
Gene: SCMH1
Product: Scm polycomb group protein homolog 1
Exons: 17
Coding region: 282-2423 (713 amino acids)
Biological process (GO): negative regulation of DNA-templated transcription
Cellular component (GO): nucleus
Molecular function (GO): chromatin binding; histone binding
Source: RefSeq, a predicted model, not a curated record